CGCACCACUCCCAAAGACAAGCGAUGAACCAACUUGAGAAUGACGAGAAACUCCAACAUGAUACCCUCCCCUUUUCUGAUACCUUGCCACAUUCGGAAAAAGGAAGCUACGAUAUCAUAUCCGCAUCCUCAAAGUCACCACGAAAGCCCCCACUGAUUACUCUCGCCUGCCCCUUUUUGUAUUUGUCGACGAACAUGCGCGCACAUCUUAAUGUCCGGGAGCCGCGGGAACGGGAAGCGCAGGAAUAGGGAUUGGCGCGGGGUUGA
Messenger RNA from Bipolaris maydis ATCC 48331, 266 nucleotides. The record is from RefSeq and is a predicted model, not a curated record. NCBI's taxonomy places the organism in Eukaryota, Fungi, Ascomycota, Dothideomycetes, Pleosporales, Pleosporaceae.